GGUGCAGCUCCAUGGUUUCGGCAGCAGAUGUGUCCUUGACGGACCCAUCAGGGGAACCUCUCUUUGACCCGGAUUCCCUACACCACCCUCGGUCAGCGGAGUGGUUGCCGUUGGAGCAUGUCUCCAAGUAUUUGGAGGCCCGCGUGCGUUGCCCCCUCUCCAAAGAGGCGCGCAACAAGCUUAGGGCUGAAUGCCCCAGACCCAUAAUUCCCAACAGGGUUUGCGAGACUCCAGCGGUAGACCCCAAAAUGACCCAAUUCCUCACCAAAUCUGGGUGGAAUCCGAGGAAGGGUCUGGAGUCGGCCCUGCGUGCCUGUCAGGACAAGCUCCUGGACGUAUUUGGCCCCCUGGCAAAGAUUUUUGACCUGGCCGAGGCUGCCAAGGCUGAGGGUAAGCAGGUAGACCCUCUAGAGCUGCGCGAGUGGGUGCAGCGCGCGAUUUGCGUGGCAGGAAACGUUAACACGUCCCUGGCCAUUGAACGGCGCAAGGCCAUACUUUUCAAGAUUGAGCCUAAACUAUCCAACUUGGCGCUUACCGAAGCCGGUAAGGAGGCCCAGGGCCUGCUGUUUGGCGAAUCUUUUAUUAAGGACUUAGGACGGUUUGUCGGUGCUUUUACAGCACUCGAUAAGGCCCAGAGUUCUAUGAAACGGGUGUUUCACGGUAGGGUCUCUACCAGGGCCGGCAGUUUCAGGGGCCGUCUGUCCGGCCGUGCCCAUUUUCAGUCCCGUACUACGGGCAGAGGCUCCUUCUCCCAGAGACCUGCGUUCCAGGAGCAGAGGCGAGAGACAUCUUCCUUUUUCCCUUCCCGGGGAGGAUCCUGGAGACCUAGAGGAUACAGAGGAAACCCUGGUUCCAGACGACCUUAUGGUUGAGACCGGCCCGGUGUGCGGUGUCUGUUGGUCUACGUCGUCGGCAGUUUGGUUCCGGCCGUUCGGUUGAUGUGGACAGGACGAGGAGCAUCCUUCGGCGCUGUUUCCGGCUCUUCCCGUUUCGCUUCCGGAUGGAAGGCGGUUGUUGUUCCAUGAUGUUCUGGACUCUUGGUUUUCCGGUUCUGUUGCAUGUUCGGACUUGAGUUACAAAGAAAGAGGAGGAUUUGCAGGCGGAGUGGCCUGUUAUACUGGGACUAUGGGGA
Bufo gargarizans (Asiatic toad) is the source of this 1132-nucleotide messenger RNA. RefSeq lists its product as uncharacterized. NCBI's taxonomy places the organism in Eukaryota, Metazoa, Chordata, Amphibia, Anura, Bufonidae. The record is from RefSeq and is a predicted model, not a curated record. Bases 12 to 872 code for a protein of 286 amino acids. The transcript has 2 exons.